This is a messenger RNA of Gongylonema pulchrum, 354 nucleotides long. The record is from the annotation of a GenBank genome assembly. NCBI's taxonomy places the organism in Eukaryota, Metazoa, Nematoda, Chromadorea, Rhabditida, Gongylonematidae.
AUGUUGAUGAAAGUACCAAAUGUCAUCGACAAGAUGUUAUUUGAGAAUAUCAGCCAUGGCGCGGAAGCUGUGUUCAGAAACACACUGCACUCAAGUGUACCUUAUGAUAAGAACAAGAAACAGUGCAAAGAUAUGAGGGAUUUGUGUGAAGAUAUAAAAGUAUGGAACAUGGAUCCACAAGACCAAACGGUUGGGCAAUUCUUGACAAUGUGUGGCCCAGAUUGCAAUCUUUGCCAACAAAAAAUUCAACCGAAACCACAGCAAAAGAAGCAGAAGCCAAAAUCACCACCAGACCAAAAAAAACUAAAGUCGAUACUGGAAAAACUGCGAAAAUUAUUUUCGGUAAGUUUAUAA